AUGUCUUUCACAAAAGAAUUGAAAGUCACAGACGCCGCCUAUCCAAGACAUCCUGGAGGAAGUUUACUUGUUGGUCAGAGACUCAAGAUUUGUUAUAACAAGUACACAGCCAACUACGCUAUUCCAGAGAACCAAAUAGCCAUCAACUUGAUUUUCGCUCAUGGUACCGGCAUGAACAAAUCUCUUUGGAAUUACCAUAUUACCAAGCUUUUUGAGAUUGGUGCCAAGUCCAGCACAUGGAAGUUGGCUACGGUGGUUUCUGUAGAUGCCGUGAACCACGGAGACUCGGCAAUUGCCAACCAAGGCAAGCUUGGGUGGAGUUACCAUUGGCCGGACUUUGGCCGUGAUAUUGUUCUGGUAGUUAAGCACGAACAAAAGUUGUGGGCACAGACACUUGAAAACGGUAUAAGUACCCGAAACAUUGUUAUUGGCCAUUCUUUUGGAGGUUAUGGUGCGGCUUACGCUUCGUUUCUUGAGCCUCAAUUAUUCGAUUCUUUGGUGUUAAUUGAGCCGGUAGUCUACUACAAUCCAGACCCCAAAUACCAGACCAAGUAUGCUGCAAUUUUCAGAAAGAUAGCCACCAUGCUCCUAGACACUUUUGACAGCAUGGAGGACUAUGAAACUUUUUUCAAAAAAUUUUCGUUUUAUAUGAACUUUCAUCCUUCGGUGCUAAAGGACUUGAUGGACGAUGAGCUCUAUACCGUGAUAGACCCUGAAAGUGGAGAAACAAAGUACAAAACCAAAACCUCGGUUGAGUCUCAGGUGAGCGUUUAUGUGAGUAGUGCGAUCUCUUUGCAAGGAAUUGACAAAGUUUUGCAACAGAUCCCAAUCCCUCUGACCCAUAUUGUUGGAGCCGCUGCUAAAUGGAACCCGCCAGAAAGUGUACCAAGUAUCAGAAAGAAUCUUGGUAAUUUGUGGAAAACGUAUGAUAUUGAAAAAGGUGAGCACUUGGUCAACGGUGAGCUUCCAGACGAAACAGUCGGUGCUAUAGCUGAGCAUAUCAGUGGACGAGUUGACGCUGUUAUUAGAAACAAGGACUACAUUCCUGAUUUGCAAUACAAUCAUGAUCCAAAGAAGGUUUUUGAGGCGCAAUACGCUAAGGUUUUAGACGGCCAAAUUGCCGAAAGUACAACAUUCGAGGCACCUGUUCGCGGAAAGCUUUAA
This is a messenger RNA of Meyerozyma guilliermondii ATCC 6260, 1164 nucleotides long. RefSeq names its product triglyceride lipase. NCBI's taxonomy places the organism in Eukaryota, Fungi, Ascomycota, Pichiomycetes, Serinales, Debaryomycetaceae. Bases 1 to 1164 code for a protein of 387 amino acids. The record is from RefSeq and is a predicted model, not a curated record. The transcript has a single exon.